Glossina fuscipes is the source of this 2634-nucleotide messenger RNA. RefSeq names its product SOX domain-containing protein dichaete. Lineage: Eukaryota; Metazoa; Arthropoda; Insecta; Diptera; Glossinidae. Gene Ontology annotation, biological process: anatomical structure morphogenesis; cell differentiation; regulation of DNA-templated transcription. Bases 212 to 1381 code for a protein of 389 amino acids. The record is from RefSeq and is a predicted model, not a curated record. The transcript has a single exon. Gene Ontology annotation, molecular function: DNA-binding transcription factor activity, RNA polymerase II-specific; RNA polymerase II cis-regulatory region sequence-specific DNA binding.
AUAGAUAAAACAAACAAAUAAAUACAUUAAACGUUUGUGUUAUCGUGAAAAAUAUUAAAUAAGAAGUUAAUAAUUGCACUUAUGAAGUAAAACAUCAAACAUCGCAAGCAUCGCUUAACGAGAAAGAAAGAAAGAAAGAAAGAAAGAAAGAAAAAAAAAAAAAAAAAAAAAAACAAAUAGAAGACAAAACAAAAGUUAAUAUCUAGGAGAUAUGACUGCCAUGUCAGCACAUUCAAAUUACGGCUUUCAUUUAAGUCAAGGCAUAAAUCUAUCCACGCCGGCAGAUUAUGCUCCGCAAAGUUCCAUGACUUGCAGUGAUAUGGACAUUAAACGAGUGAUGCAAUUUUCGCAGACUAGUAACUUAGCAGCAAUUUCAGCAGUAAUGGGAGCUUCUCCCGUGGGCACUCAUGGACCUUGUAACAGUAAUAGAUUCAUGGGCGGUGUAAGCCAUUUAGACAAUCAAGGAAAUAAUCAUUCGUUGUUGAAUAACAGCAGUUUGAGUAGUGUGCAAAAUACCGUCGGUCACCAAACUUUAUCACCAAAUUCCUCAGUAGGCAGUCAAAGUUCUGUAGCGUCCAUUAAUUCGAAUAAUCAUGACUUACUUGGAGCACCAAUUUCUAAUAGCGAACACCAUCAUCCAUCAUCGCCGGGACAAGAAGGUCAUAUUAAACGGCCUAUGAAUGCCUUUAUGGUCUGGUCGCGUUUGCAACGUCGUCAAAUUGCUAAAGAUAAUCCUAAAAUGCACAAUUCAGAAAUAUCGAAACGCUUAGGAGCCGAAUGGAAAUUAUUAGCUGAGUCGGAGAAGCGACCGUUCAUCGAUGAGGCCAAACGUUUACGGGCAUUGCAUAUGAAGGAGCAUCCAGAUUAUAAAUACCGGCCACGACGUAAACCUAAAAAUCCAUUAGUAACUGGUUCCCAAGGAACAUUACAGUUACAAGGCGCGGUUCAACAAAAGCUCGGCACAAGUAAUAGCGCUGGAGUAAAUUCAUAUAAUGCAUUCCAUCAUUAUUUUGCACCUACACAUCAUCUUGAUCAGCCGUAUCCAGUGCCAUAUUUUGGAGGCUUCGAUCCGUUGGCCCUUUCUAAAUUACAUCAAUCUCAAGCAGUGGCCGCUGCUGCGGCAACAAAUCAAACACACAAUGCAUUAGAUGCCCAGAAAGCUUCGCAACUCCCACCAACAACUCUUAGUCUCUAUUCCGGUAUUUAUUCUGGCAUUCCGACACCUUCACUUUAUGCGGCUCAUUCCGCAAAUGCUGCAGCUGGCUUAUACAAUUCAUCCUCGACAUCUUCACCUGGCUCUUCACCUGGAAAUGUAACACCUAGCGCUACGGAUAGUGUAAUUGAUAACGCAUUAAGGAGGCCAGUACCCGUUCUAUAUUAAAAGCAAAUACGUAUUAUUCUGUACAGAGAUGGUUUUAAAUCUAUAUCUCUUACCACCCACCACCACACCAUAAAUAGAUCAAAACACACUAACAGAUUGGAUGGAAUGCGAGAGUUAGAUCUAAUAAUAAUUUAAAGAAAAGUCUACUUGUUUGUACGCCCAUAACCUUAAAUCUUAACUGAAGACGCGUCGGUAGCUAAGCUACUUUAAAUGGUGAAUACGUGUCCGUACUUCGAUGUGUGCCAAAUUUUUUAUAGACGUUUGCAAGAAUAGUAGGAUUGUUGGGAGGUUUAACAGAUACCGGUUCAAAAUUCACUUCAAAAUUUACGCAGAUCAAAGCAUUUAAUGUACACUUAAGGGUCUCAAUUAUAUAAACGAGCAUAAUAGGAGCACCAAAGGACUCUCUAAUCUCUAAAAAUUGUUUGUAAGUCUAUAAUUAACCUUAUAAGCGAGCAAUAAUUCGACUGCCUGAUCUCCGCAGUGGUCCUCUUAGUACAUUGUUUUUUUGUAAAUUAUUUCAACAACAACAAGUACGAAAGAAAUACACUAAUAAUAACUGAAGUCGAGUUGUUCCAUUUUCAUUAUUGUUAGUCAAAAUUCUAUCAUUUGAUAAUUGAUUUUAUUUUAGAUAAUGAUUGAUAUUUAAAAAAAAAAUUUGUACCUUUCGAGUUAAAUUUCUGUUAAAAUUUUUAUCGGUCAAAACUCGUCAAAAGUUUGUGUCAUCUAAGCGUUUAACGGCGUUAAACGUUGCUUAGUCAAACGAACAAAAUCGUGACUACAUUGUAUGCGGACUAUAAGAGAAAACAAGAAACCUAUCUACCUACCUAACCAUUGUAAACCUAAAACGUAACCUAAUAUAAUAUAAUAUAAUAACCGCGGUAGACAAGCCAAAUAUCGAAAUGCGAAAAUGUGAGGAGAGAGGCUAGUAAGUGUGGUUGAAUGACAACAAUUUAAAAAAAAAUUUAUCUUUGUUUUCGAAAGAAAAUUUUAUAGAUCAUCACGUAGCGAUCACAAAUGGAUACUAAGGCAGAGAUAUUUUAAAUUUCCUUUACUUGAUUGCAAAGAGAUGAACUCUAGUUCUCGGGGGGGCAAUAAACCGGAUAACUUUUCCCCGAUAAAGUUCAGUUCAUUUUCAUUCUUCAUUAUAAGAAUUUCAUAUUUUUGUGUUAUGUAACUUGAGGGAUACUCUGAUUUGCAGUUAAGAUCGAUUAAACAGCUAAAAAAAUAUUUAUAUGAAACCGAAGAAUUAGAUG